Messenger RNA from Apis florea (little honeybee), 2548 nucleotides. RefSeq names its product Kainate-type ionotropic glutamate receptor subunit 1D (gene KaiR1D). Gene Ontology annotation, biological process: monoatomic ion transport. Gene Ontology annotation, molecular function: signaling receptor activity; ligand-gated monoatomic ion channel activity. NCBI's taxonomy places the organism in Eukaryota, Metazoa, Arthropoda, Insecta, Hymenoptera, Apidae. Gene Ontology annotation, cellular component: membrane. The record is from RefSeq and is a predicted model, not a curated record.
UUAUUCAAUCGUAGUUGAAAUUUUGCGUUAUAUGUGCUAUAUGUGAAUCGCGACGCGAUUGUGCAACAAGAUUUCGGUGCAACGUGUUUCUAACCUUAUCGUUUUUUCGUGUGACGCGACAAUAUCGCUUAACGGUAGUGUUCGGUCUCAAAGGUGUGUUAGAAUCGGUGGUGUUAUAGGGGGCGUUGCUGUAACAGCUUACUUUCCCGCGAAUUCUCCAGCAUCAAACGAUAAGAAUAUUACUCUGUUUAUCGCGAGAACGUCCCUCGACUUUGUUUUACGACGGCCGUUAACCCAUUUACGUCCGGCUAGAACUGUCGUACAGAACGUUAUGAACGGUGUUUCGCCAGACGAUUCUUAAUCCUUAAAGGGAAUGGAACGGUGACAAAUUUGAGAGGCUGAUCGCGACGUAAAUGGAUUAAAGAAACCGUUUUGCCCGUUGAACGGAAACGUAAUUGUUUUAUGUGCCGCGUGACCAUUCGUUUCGUAACCAUGACGAGGAUAACUAGAUGUGAAAGCACAGGGAACGUGAGUGAUUGUUCGCAAGCUUCGUGAUCGCGAACGCAAGUUUUUUGGCUUCAUCCACUGAUAAUGUUACGCCAUGCCCCAGUAACACUAUACACCGAUGGCUGAUUGGCGACGAGUCUUGGCAUCGAUUGACUUUCUUUGUAUACCCUCUUCAUCGCGGAAACAGUGGCGUUUUUGUGUAGGUAGAUGUGACUAUUCGAAAUUCUAUUGUCUUCCUUUACUUCAUAUUUUACGCGGCGAAUCUACUUUCGCGUGGAUUACGAUUCCUGACAGGAAAGUUUUCGAUUGGAUGAGAAAGGAAAAUAAUCGAGAGCAAAUAUUUAUCGAAAAUGUUGGACAAUAUUCCCUGAUGCCGGUGUGAGUCUCCACGGCAGAGGGGAGGCGCAGGCUCCCGCGGGGGGCGCGGGGGGGUGGCGGUGGCGUCGCAGGCGGAGGGAGAGACGGUGGAGCGGACCGGAACCGGAAAUGGCUGCGAGGUGGCUCCUGCUGGCGCUCCUCGCCGCCCACGCCGCGGCUCUUCCUGAUAUCAUUAGGAUAGGUGGGCUGUUUCAUCCGUCGGACGACAAGCAAGAAGUGGCCUUUCGUUAUGCCGUGGAAAAGAUCAACGCCAACCGGGAUAUCCUGCCCAAGUCCCGUCUCAGCGCCCAGAUUGAGCAGAUAAAACCGCAGGACAGUUUCCACGCUUCGAAGCGAGUGUGCCACUUGCUGCGAAGCGGGGUGGCGGCGAUUUUUGGGCCGCAGAGCGCGCACACCGCCUCCCACGUGCAAAGCAUCUGCGACACCAUGGAGAUUCCGCAUCUGGAGACACGUUGGGACUACCGGCUCAGACGGCAGAGCUGUCUCGUCAACCUCUAUCCGCACCCCACCACCCUCUCCAAGGCGUACGUUGAUCUGGUGAAAGCCUGGGGCUGGAAGAGCUUUACCAUCAUCUACGAGAAUAACGAAGGGCUGGUGCGUUUGCAGGAGUUACUGAAGGCGCAUGGACCCAGUGAAUUUCCUAUUACGGUCAGGCAGCUGAGCGAGGGAUCUGAAUAUCGGCCGCUGCUCAAGCAGAUAAAGAACUCGGCCGAGUCGCACAUUGUAUUGGAUUGCUCCACGGAGAGGAUUUACGACGUGUUGAAGCAGGCACAGCAAAUAGGGAUGAUGAGCGACUAUCACAGCUACCUCAUCACCUCUCUGGAUCUACACAGCGUCGAUCUCGAGGAAUUCAAGCACGGCGGGACCAAUAUCACUGCCUUUCGAUUAGUGGACCCGGAGAAACAGGAUAUACAAAAAGUCGUGCAAGAUUGGAUCUACGGGGAGAAGCGUUAUAAUCGAGAGCUCGAUAUGGGACAGAGCUCCAACAAGAACAACCUCACCUGCAUAAAGACUGAAACAUCGUUAAUGUACGACGCUGUGCACCUAUUCGCGAAAGCACUGCACGAUUUGGACACGUCCCAGCAGAUCGACAUCAAGCCGCUCUCCUGCGAGUCCACCGAUACCUGGCCUCAUGGAUAUUCGCUCAUCAAUUAUAUGAAAAUCGUUGAAAUGACAGGACUGACGGGGACAAUCAAAUUCGAUCAUCAAGGAUUCCGCUCAGAUUUUAUCCUCGACAUCAUCGAGCUGAACAACAAAGAGGGGUUGAAGAAGAUAGGGACAUGGAACAGCACGAAGGGAAUAAAUUUUACGAGGAGUUACAAGGAGGAGUACACGCAAAUCGUGGAGAAUCUUCAAAACAAGACCUUUAUCGUAACCACUAUACUGGGAUCAGCAUACUGUACCGUAAGCCUAUAAAGCAGCCACCGAAUCUCUUCUCAUUCCUCAGCCCGCUCAGUCUCGAUGUUUGGAUUUAUAUGGCGACAGCUUAUCUAGGCGUAUCCGUGCUGCUCUUCAUACUAGCCAGAUUCACCCCGUACGAGUGGUACAAUCCUCAUCCGUGCAACAAAAACCCGGACCAUCUGGAGAAUCGCUUCAAGCUGCUCAACUGCAUGUGGUUCACCAUCGGAUCCUUAAUGCGGCAGGGCUCUGACAUUCUGCCCAA